UUGGCGACAGUCGCAUUCCAAACGAUGUUGUGUUGAUGUUGAUCAAAGCAAACGGCAUGAUUUUUGUUGUGUGGGUGUCGCGAGUAGUGGGAAACUAAUGUUUAUAUUUAUAAUGAACCCAUAUUUUAAUUAUGUCAGUGCUCAAUGUGUUUUAGUCUAGCGCGCUUUUCGUUUGCGAUAUGUUGAACAUCCACAAGUUAUGGCUAUUUUCCUCGCUAUGUGUGAUUGUUAUUGUGGUUUUAUAUUUCCAAUCCGAAGUAACUCGUAUCGAGGACAAUUAUCGCAGGCUAGAAUAUAAAUUAGUUCAAGCGCAUUCGGAAUCUCGUCAGUUUUUCCCGAAGGUGAUCGAAAAUGAUGACGACGACUUGGUGGUUAUAUACAAUAGGGUCCCCAAGACUGGAUCCACUAGUUUCGUGGGUGUAGCGUAUGAUUUGUGCAAGAAGAAUCAUUUUAAAGUACUACAUAUCAACAUAACGGCGAACAUGCACGUCAUGUCGCUCAGUAAUCAAUAUAAAUUUGCUCAAAAUGUAACCAAGUGGCGGGAAAUUAAACCUGCUUUAUAUCAUGGGCAUAUGGCAUUUCUUAAUUUUGAUAGGCUAGGGACAAGCUCAAAACCUAUAUUUAUAAACCUAAUAAGGAAGCCGCUGGACCGGCUUGUCUCUUAUUACUAUUUCUUACGACAUGGAGACAAUUUUAGACCACAUCUCGUGAGGAAGAAACAUGGGGAUAAAAUGACAUUUGACGAGUGUGUAGAGAAGGGCCAGCCGGACUGUGACCCCAGCAACAUGUGGCUGCAGGUGCCUUUCUUUUGUGGACAUGCUGCUGAAUGCUGGAUACCAGGUAACAAAUGGGCGCUAGACCAAGCGAAACACAAUCUCAUCAACCACUACUUACUAGUAGGUGUCACGGAAGAAAUGCUGGAUUUCAUUUCUGUUCUCGAAGCGGUUUUGCCGCGCUUUUUCAAAGGCGCUACAGAACACUAUUUAAGCAGUAACAAAUCACAUUUACGACAGACCAGUUCGAAAAUCGAACCGACGCAAGAGACCUUAGACAAAAUACGAAAAUCUGACAUUUGGAAAAUGGAAAACGAGUUGUACGAAUUCGCGUACGAACAUUUCAAGUUUGUGAAGCGGAAAGUGCUUUUCAAGGAAAUGAACAGUGUACCACAGAUAUAUUUUUAUGAGAAGGUGCGGCCAAAAUGAUGCGAGUCUGUGUUGUCUAUGGUUGAUCUUUGUCUACACCUUGAUAAUAGUAAUUUUAUUUAUGACAUAUAUUAGUAGUUUCACUAAUUCUUUUUGAAUGCAUAUGCAUUUUUUCUUAUAUUUGCGACCAUUAUAUGAUAACCGUUUGUUAUCAAUUGACGACAAAAAAAAUUAUAAAUACCUUUUACAAAGAAAAUUUAACAGAGGUUUGAUUGUAUUAAAAAUGUGUAUUACGAUAAGUGAUAUCCUCUAAAAUUGUUGAUAACGCAAUCCUUAUCUGUUUAAUGUCUUUAUCUCAAUAGCAGGCUUAUACUUUACCAAAUUUAUUACAUUACGUUCUUGAAUGUAGAUUCUGAUGGUGUAAUUUAAUAUGUGAAUCUUUUUUUACAUUUUUAAUAUACUUAAAACAAUGUUACCAACAAUCUGAUGACAAGAUGGCGCCUGAUGACUUGUGUUUGGCGCCAUUUUAUGAAAUGAAAUAUCCAAUGUCGUUCAAUAAUUUAUUAUAUUUUUUCUAUACUUUUCUGUGUAUAAUAUUAUACGUCCUUUUUAUUUAUAAUAAUUAGUUGUAUUUUAUACACUAGUCUCUAUCAUAUUUGAUAGGAAAUAUCAUUCCAUUAGUUUGUAUUCGUAUUUAUAAGUAGCGAAAUUGAAUUAUUUUAGUAUUAAGAGUUAUUUAAAUUGUUAAUAUACAAUUAUAUUAUGUGCACAAUUAUAAAUAAUAAAUCCCUUACAAGAGCAUUAAAGUGAAUUUUUCAAAUUAAUAAUGCAAAUAAACUGUUUUACAAAUUACAUAAAGAGAUGAGACGGCCUAAUUAAUUUUUCUUGGACAUAUGCAUAGUUUGAAAUAAAAAUUGAUUUUAGGAAAAUGUAAUUUUUUUUCAUAACCAUUAACUAUGUUACUUUUGAUAUUAUUCUUUAUAAAAAAAUAUUAAUAUUUAAAGCAAGUCUUUAAUGGACAUACACACAUCUUGAAAAAUUCACUUUAUAUAGAAUAUUCCUUGGUAGCAACAAACAACCAAACUCCACUUUACUUAGAAAUGAAUUUAUUUGUUGAUAUACAUAUAUAAUAAUUUCUGCAAAUUAAAAUGAAAUUAUAUAAAUAAAAAAAUUCUUAAUUCUCCAUAGAAUAGAAAAGACUCGAAACAGAUGUUUCUGCCCCAUACACCAGAAGGAAAUAUGGGCCAAUGAAAACUAACCUUGUUAUUAUUAUUACAUUUUGUAGUGUUCUAGUUUGUAUAUAUUAUACAGUUUAAAGACCUGUUCGUACUUAAAUUAUUAAAAAUAAAUUAAUUGUUAGAUUAAAUUAGUUAAUUGCACUCUGUAAUUGUUAUUUUUUAACUUAUGAUAUUAUUAAUAUGAUUUUGAACAUUUUUUUUGCAUAAAAAAUAAAAUUAUAAUAAUGAAAUAAAUGCUAAUACUUAAUAUUUUUUAAUAAUUGCGCAUCAAAUAAUACAAUGUAUUUUAACAAGAGAAUAAUGCAAACAUUGCUGAAUAAGCACUACAUACAAUAAUGUAAUGGUGCAUUUACACAUUCGUGCGAAUAGCGAGGCGAAUAACGAACACGCAUAGUGUAAACAGUGAACUUGCUAUUUGCCUUUAAAAUCGCGUUCGGAGCGGUUUUUCGGAUGAGCGUCUGCUUACUGUACUACUAACGAAUGUGUGAACAGUGGUGUAAGAAUGUUUGUUUGAUAAAGAAGGCGAAUUCCGAACGCGAAUGUCAAAAUGCACCAUAAUUGAACGGAAAAAAUAAUUUUUUAUGUUUACAUUACACUACCCUCUAUAUUGUAAAAUUAUUUCGUUUUACGUACAGAUGAUUUUUGACAGCGUAGAACUUAUAUUUUUUCAUGCAAAGUGCAUAUUCUGCUCUUAUAUUUAUUAACAACAAGAUAUAUUUGUAGGCUAUUGGGCGUUCUACUUGUAUCGAGUGCGAUAAUAGCAGAUAUGAGUAAAGUACCUAUACCUUACCUAUAUUUGCACUAUUGUGACAGCAUUGCGCUCGCGUCUCAUGUACUCAGAGAAUAUUUGUAUUCUUCCAAACCAAACAAUGUUCAUAAAAUUUAAAUAAUCACGUUGAUAAAAAGUAAAUUUUAAAUCUAAUUUUAAAUGUCUAUUUCUCGAAAACUCUGUGUUCAAUCUUUAUAGAGAUGUUCUUUCUCGAUUCACAUAUGAGAUCGUUAGUCUUCCAUACGUUUCCACGUUUAUUCUGUGUAUGUUGUUUAAAAUGGACCCGUUAUGGUAAAAUACGUAAUUUAAAAGAACGUGAACUACUUGGCAGUAUUUGUUAUUAAAAUCAUUUGGUCGAUAAUUCGCGAUGUUUUUAAAGUGAGGGUAGAUCAAAAUUUUAAUGAAAUAAGAUCUCGUAAGUGGAUCGAAUGAAUUUUAAUCGUGUUUAAUCCCGUUGAUUUUAUUUUUAUAAUAUUGAAAAUAUGUAAGUAUAUUGUUUAAUUUUUUAACAUAUAAAAUUAUUUAGUUCACUAAUAAAGACAUUGUUGAUAACUGUUAGAUGUAAUAAUGUUAUUGUUCUUAUUAUUUGAUAAUAUUAGCCGAAAUCUGCUCGCACUAGUUGUUAGCGCAAAUUUAUUAUAUUAAUAAAAUGACAGCUCUAUCUA
Colias croceus (clouded yellow) is the source of this 3814-nucleotide messenger RNA. RefSeq names its product heparin sulfate O-sulfotransferase (gene Hs2st). NCBI's taxonomy places the organism in Eukaryota, Metazoa, Arthropoda, Insecta, Lepidoptera, Pieridae. Gene Ontology annotation, molecular function: heparan sulfate 2-sulfotransferase activity. Gene Ontology annotation, cellular component: membrane. The record is from RefSeq and is a predicted model, not a curated record. Bases 180 to 1202 code for a protein of 340 amino acids. The transcript is spliced from 5 exons.